AGGAAAUGACGAAAAGUCCGUCACUGUGAACUUGAGGCGAACAUUUCUGCUUGGUGGAUAGAGACUAGGAUAUUGAAGGAGGAGAGAUCUUUCCGGCCAAUGGCUUCCGCUUCUAUGAUCAAUUCCUUGAUUUCUCCUCUCUGCAACUCCGGCGCAAAAUCGGAGGUCUUCUUUUUGAAUUCUUCGCCGAAUUCUAGAUGCCAGACUCUUGGACGCAUUCCGUCUCUGAAAUCGAAGAAGAGCAAUUUGUUUGGGACAGUCUCUUCCUCUUCUGUCUCUGUUGUUUGCAAGGCGGUAUCUGCUAAGCCGGAAACUGAGAUUGACGGCCUCAACAUCGCCAAAGAUGUAACUCAGCUGAUAGGUAAGACACCCAUGGUUUACCUGAACAAUAUCGUGAAGGGAUCUGUAGCAAACAUUGCUGCUAAGCUUGAAAUAAUGGAACCAUGUUGUAGUGUUAAGGACAGGAUAGGUUAUAGUAUGAUAUCUGAUGCUGAGCAGAAAGGACUUAUUUCACCAGGAAAGAGUAUUUUGGUUGAGCCUACCAGUGGAAACACAGGAAUUGGUCUUGCGUUUAUUGCUGCUUCAAAGGGAUACAAACUAAUAUUGACAAUGCCAUCAUCAAUGAGUAUGGAGAGGAGAGUUCUUUUAAAAGCAUUUGGAGCCGAACUUGUAUUAACUGAUGCAGCUAAAGGCAUGAAGGGAGCAGUUCAGAAAGCUGAAGAAAUUUUAAAAAAGACACCUAAUUCUUACAUGCUUCAACAAUUUGACAAUUCCGCUAACCCUAAGGUACACUUUGAGACAACUGGACCCGAGAUAUGGGAAGACACAAGUGGCAAGGUGGAUAUUUUUGUUGCGGGAAUUGGAACAGGUGGAACAAUUUCUGGUGUUGGCCGGUUCUUGAAACAGAAAAAUCCAAAAAUUAAGGUUAUUGGUAUUGAACCUACAGAAAGUAACAUACUUUCUGGAGGAAAGCCUGGUCCUCAUAAAAUUCAGGGCAUUGGAGCUGGUUUUGUACCAAAGAAUUUGGACGAAGGUGUAGUUGAUGAAAUCAUAGAGAUAUCCAGUGAAGAAGCUAUUGAGACGGCGAAACAAUUGGCGUUGCAGGAAGGCUUACUGGUGGGCAUUUCGUCUGGAGCAGCAGCAGCUGCUGCAUUGAAAGUGGGAAAAAGAUCUGAGAAUGCUGGAAAGCUUAUUGCGGUUGUAUUCCCUAGCUUUGGUGAACGAUAUCUAUCCUCGGUCCUUUUCCAAUCAAUCCGAGAAGAAUGUGAAAACAUGCAACCUGAGCCAUGAAGUACCUUUCUUUUGAGGAAUCUAGUGACAAGAAGGCUUUAGUUAGUUGUCAUUAUUUUUUAUAAUGCAGCACCUUGGUACUCCUCCAUUAGCACUACUGUUCUAUAUGCUUCAAUUGGAACUCGGUAUGCAUAAACAGAUGCAAACACCUUCUAGUUUUUGUUUUUCCCUUUGUUUUACGCCAAUUGUCCAUUUCUUUGUCAUUGGUUCCCCAUGGAAUCGUUUGAGGUUUCUGUAUGAAAGGUGAAAGCCUGAAUAUUUUAUGGCUUUACCAUAGUUCCAACUUGCAGAUAAAUAAAUUAGACAAUGGUGGUGUUCCUAUUUCCCUU
Cucurbita maxima (winter squash) is the source of this 1619-nucleotide messenger RNA. RefSeq names its product cysteine synthase, chloroplastic/chromoplastic-like. Bases 100 to 1290 code for a protein of 396 amino acids. Gene Ontology annotation, molecular function: cysteine synthase activity. The record is from RefSeq and is a predicted model, not a curated record. Gene Ontology annotation, biological process: double fertilization forming a zygote and endosperm; pollen tube growth. Gene Ontology annotation, cellular component: cytoplasm. The transcript has 10 exons. Lineage: Eukaryota; Viridiplantae; Streptophyta; Magnoliopsida; Cucurbitales; Cucurbitaceae.